AUGUCACUCAUCUUCACGAUUUUCGCUCUGGUCUUUCUGACUGAGCUCAUCUCAUGGAUCGGGAAAACUGUCCUCUUUGAAUUCGCAUGGGAUCUCUACAGCAGACUUUUCAUGAAUGUCUCAUACUCACGACAGCGCCAGCUGCAAGCCGAGCUCCUUACAGCGAAGAAAGAGCUGCUACAAACAAGCGCACAAGAUCAAUUUGCCAAGUGGGCGAAGCUGAGGAGAGGCGUUGACAAAGGGCUAGCAGACCUUGAGAAACUCAAUGGAGAGCUUGCGUCUAGCAAGACCGGAUUCUCACUCAAGUUCAACACACUGAUGUGGGUCCUUACGACAGGACUAUCAUUCUUCGUUGGGUGGUGGUACAGAAAGGCUGCAGUAUUCUACCUGCCUCCUGGUUGGCUUGGCCCACUUGGCUGGUGGAUGGCCUUCCCUUUCGCACCCAAAGUCCGCGAAGGCUUAAUGAUUGACCCACGCCAAGGUUCUGUGAGCGUCGGAGUGUGGCAAAUGGCUUGCCGCAGAGUCAUUAAAGUUGGAGAGCGCACGGUAAAAAAUAUUCUUGCACCUUCGGAACCCGUCGCUGUCCCAGUUGAAAUGGAGACCGAUUCCAAGAGCUCGUGA
Messenger RNA from Suillus subalutaceus, 621 nucleotides. RefSeq names its product WRB/Get1 family. Gene Ontology annotation, cellular component: GET complex. The transcript is spliced from 5 exons. The record is from RefSeq and is a predicted model, not a curated record. The coding region runs from base 1 to 621 and encodes 206 amino acids. Gene Ontology annotation, biological process: tail-anchored membrane protein insertion into ER membrane. NCBI's taxonomy places the organism in Eukaryota, Fungi, Basidiomycota, Agaricomycetes, Boletales, Suillaceae.